ACAUGUCUAAAAACUUCCUACGAAGGUCGUUUGAUCAGCUCCCGGAGUUCCCAUCUCCACCCAGGACUUUGACCUCAAAGGGCCGCGUUUUUAAAGUAUGCGCAACAACAACUAUAGCCAUCCUUUUUCUGCAUAUCUUCGCAAACAGCAGNUUGUCAUAUCGUACCGAUGGUCUUGAAUCAGCGAGAACUGAUGACAAACCUGCUUACCUACAUCUCUUGAUUCCCGCGUCGCAUCCUGACCAGAAUCUUUGCAAAGUAGUACUCAGUGCUGGCAUCCUGAAUUAUCCAGCACCAAGAUUGUUGAAUUGGAAUCAAAACUUCGACAAUCCAGACCUUGUAGAANNGGGGGGAUCACACAUAGCAAAAAUAUCUGGUAUCAAGACUUACCUCGACAGCAUGGACUCGGCUCGGGACUCGGAUCUGGUGCUAAUGGUCGAUGGUUACGAUAUCUGGUUCCAACUACGACCUCAAACAAUACUCGACAGAUACUUCGACAUCAAUCGCCGUGCGGACGAGCGUGUCCGGAAGGAGCUUGGAAGCAGUGUUGUGAAGGCACACAACAUCCAUCAGCAGAUUAUAUUCUCUUGUCAAAAGCGAUGCUGGCCUUGGUCUGAGNNGGAAGAUCCGGCAUGUUAUGCAGUUCCUGAAUCUUCUUUGCCUCGAGACAUCUACGGACCGGAAACGGACACAGAUAUCGGGGACGAGAAGAACCCAUACAUCAAGUACCGCCAAAGAUUCCUCAACUCGGGCGUAGCAAUGGGUACUGUGGGAGCUAUGCGCAAGCUGUUUACUGAAGCAAUGGUCCGGGCGGAGCAAGACCCAAAUUUUGGCAGUGAUCAAAAAAUCUUCACUCAGCUGUUUGGCGAGCAAGAAGUUGCCCGUGAGGCUCUGAGACGAACGUCAGGAUCUCCAUGGAAAAGACUACUUCGAAGCAUCUUCAGUGAUGAGCGUCUUGGUCAGUUCAAGCAAGAACAUCUGGAUGCCGUCGCGGGCAAGGAUCUUGAAUUUGGCCUUGGAGUGGAUUAUGAAAGCUCCAUCGGACUAGCCACUGUGUUUGCUGAAGACGACACGGAGUGGCUCACAGCCAGCAAUCAAGAGCAACUUGGGCAGGCCGAUUCCAUUCGCGGCAUUGAAGCGUCAAGUAGCAGAUUGAAGAAUAUCCUGGGAGACAUUACGCAUACAGUGCCACCGUUCUGGACCUUUGAACACCAACCAUUACCGCGCGAACAAUCAUGGUCUGAUGUUUCUCUUUUCACAGAUGUGUGGACAGGUAUUGCGCCAGCGGUAAUCCAUCACAAUGCCCACCGGGACGGCAUGAAAUCGCUCAGAGAAGAAUGGUGGAAUCGUAUUUGGUUCCAGGAACAUGCGCGUACUCUGUAUAACAGCCACAUCAUCGCACCCUUAGGUCCUCUAGCCAUCUCAGGUGGUAAGCAAUGGUGGAGUCCGGAAGAUUGGAAAGGUGGUGCGCGCAUCGAUCCCCAGCCUGGUUCGAACGAGACUUGGGCGCGAUAUGAGGAGAUGUGUGAUGGCACUGAGGAUGAAGUUUUUAGAGACGGACUGGGUCCCUGGCGACUACCUGAUGACCAC
This is a messenger RNA of Aureobasidium musti, 1589 nucleotides long. The record is from the annotation of a GenBank genome assembly. NCBI's taxonomy places the organism in Eukaryota, Fungi, Ascomycota, Dothideomycetes, Dothideales, Saccotheciaceae.